CAGACAGCGGAGAGGAUCACCAUGUUCUCCUAUGUGCUCUUCACGGCUCUGUCCGGCGCGGCGCUUCUGCCUCUUCUACUUUACCUUCGAAACCCCUACGUCUUCCAGGACCUCACCUAUGCCAUCACUGCUAUUAAGAUCGGGGUAGAGAUGUCCAAGCUCAAGAAGCGCAAACCCUUCCACUCCUUGCUGGGUCGCUUUGAAGAACAUGUGGCGAACCAGCCCGACAAGACGUUCAUGGUGUUCGAGGAGAGCACCUAUACCUACCGAGAAGCGGGCAAGAUGGUCAACAAGGCGGCUAGAACUCUCUCUCCUUACGCCAAGGAGGGGGACCCCGUGGCCCUGUUUCUGGGGAACGAGCCCGCGUACGUGUGGCUGUGGCUCGGUCUGGCCAAGCUGGGCUGCACCGCGGCGCUGCUCAACUGCAACCUUCGGAGCAAAUCCCUGCUCCACUGCUUCACCUGCUGCGAAGCCAAGUUACUGCUGGUUGGAGAAGAUCUUCUGGGGGCUGUCGAGGAAAUCUUGCCCACCCUGAAGCAAAAUGGGGUCCGUGUCUUCAUCCUGAAAGAGUCCUGUGACGUCGAAGGCAUUGAAAGCCUUUGUGACAAACUCCAGCAGGCCUCGGACCUGCCGCUGCCCAAUCAGCUGACUUCCAAAACCCACAUGAAGAGCCCGGCGCUCUACAUCUACACCUCAGGAACCACAGGUCUGCCCAAGGCUGCUGUCAUCACUCAGGAACGAUUGUGGUUGGCAUCGUUUUUGGCCUCGAUAGUUGAUGUUCGAACAGAUGACGUUCUCUUUGUGUACCUUCCUCUCUACCACUCGUCCGGCCUGCAGAUGGGAGUGAGCGGGGCCAUACAAAGAGGCAUCACGAUUGUCGUGAAGCGUAAAUUUUCUGCAUCCCAGUUCUGGAAAGACUGCAAGAAAUACAACAUUACCGUUAUACAGUAUGUUGGGGAGAUCAUGCGCUACCUUUGCAACACACCUCAGAAAGACAGCGAUAGAGAUCAUAAGGUCAGGCUGGCGUACGGCAACGGCAUCAGAAGCGACACCUGGGCGGACUUCCUGCAAAGAUUCGGGGAUAUCAAAAUCGUUGAAUGCUACGGAGCAACGGAAGGGAACGUUGGCUUCGUCAACUACUCUGGCAAGAUCGGAUCGAUUGGAAGAGACACUUUAUUUCACAGGAUGACACAUGGGUACGCUUUGAUAAGAUACGAUACAGAGAAAGAAGAGCCGGUCAGAGACGCCAGAGGGUUUUGCAUUCAAGUCCCAAGAGAGGAAACUGGUCUGUGUGUGGCAAAGAUCAAUUCCAGAACACCGUUUGCUGGUUACGCCAACAACAAGCAGCAGACUGAGAAGAAGCGGCUGCGAGAUGUUUUUGAGAAGGGAGACCUCUACUUCAACACGGGAGAUCUUCUCAGGAUCGACAGUGAAGGCUUCGUCUACUUUCAGGAUCGCAUCGGGGACACUUUCAGGUGGAAGGGAGAGAACGUGGCCACCACAGAAGUGGCUGAUCAUUUGUUGACACUCGACUUUAUGGAGGAGGUGAAUGUCUACGGCGUGAAGGUGCCAGGGCACGAGGGGAGAAUUGGAAUGGCGGCAGUGACGCUGAAGGAAAACAUGGACUUUGACAGCAAGGCUACAUAUCAUCAUGUGAAGAACUACCUCCCAAGCUACGCACGACCUCGUUUUAUCCGCAUACAGGAUACUCUCUCCACCACUGCAACCUUUAAGUUGCUAAAGGUGAAGCUGGCGGAGGAGGGCUUCAAUCCAGCCAUUAUCAAAGAUCCUCUCUACAUCUUGGAAGACAAUGCAGGCUACGUUCCGAUGACCCAAGAGGUGUUCGACGCCAUCACGGAGGGGAAAAUGAAGCUGUAAUUCACUUCCUUGAAACAAGUUCAAGCUUACAAAUACAUCAGUUUAUGCAUCAUUUUCAAAUUCCAUGUCCUGAAGUCAAAGAGGCAGCCUUUAAUUAUUUCUUAGUCACACACUUUAUUCUGGAGUUGAGGAUUCGGUCAUUGUGGAGAUUGUUUUUUUUUUGGGUAGCUACAGGAGUUCGGGCACAGAUGUGGUCUCCAGUGGUGUAGCAGAGGGGGUGGCGUUGAUCAUGUUGGAAGGAGAGGUAUAGUUUGCCCGUCUGCAGUGUUUGGGGGCAGCAGGAGAGGCUUUGCGAGGGCAGCAGAGCUGGUGGCGUCCACACUGGACCCAUGGGUUGCAGAAACUCGGCACACUGUUGAACUUGGUCAGCUUUUUCAGGACUUCUUUACCAGCAAGAUUAGACUGCAUCUCUGCCUUCUCUUCCACUGCACCAGUCCCCAGGGCUGCCAUCUUGGACUGGCCGGAAAGAGGACCGAAGUAGUUAUAUGGCAGCGGCUCGCUGCUGCAGCUCAGGGAACGCAUGGGCCGCCUCGGUCGGUUCCAGGCCUUAUCGAUCCACAGCUCCACUUGGGCCUUGUCCAUUGUGGAAGCAGCGUCCUGUGUCUCCUCCGACUUUGCUUCCUGGUUAUCCUCUUCUCCAGUCACAUGAUCUUCUGCUAGCGUUGGCUGAUACACCUUAUCCAGGGACUUCUUCUCAGCCAGGAGAGCAGCCGCGGUGUUAGAAAUGAUCUUCCAGUCCCUCAGGAUAUCGUCUGCAGUGGUGUGCUGUGAUGUCACCGUAAAUCUGAUGAUGCGCUUGGUGUAAAUGUCAGCAGGGAUCAAGUACAUGGUGCCAGAUCGAGUUAGUCUCCUCAGUAGCUCCUGCGUCAGAGCAUUUCCACCCUGAAUAGACAAAUUUGCCAAAGUUAAUGGGGAUUCAUUUCUUUGAAAUCAUGUGUAUCAUUAUUCCCACCAAAUGACCCGUGAAGUCGGUUUAUCAACUCACCUUUGAACAAGGUACACGCCUGGGCAAUCAUUAGCUAGCAGCCCGAAAAACAACAUAGCACAACACUUACCGUCAGAGAAAAGACCACAAGGCCUAGAUGGCGCUCUGCAGGAACCUCAAAAUGGGCCUCCUUCUUUAUCUGGGACUCCAGAAGCUUUGCCAUCGAAACACCCUGCAAGUCAAAGUGAUUUCAGGAUUGGCUCCAGAAAUAUUGUCAUUAAAUGUGUUUUUUUAAGAUUUCACUUUGAACUAAACACCUCUACACUUCACUUAAUUCCUCUUUUGAUCAUAAAUCGACUUAGAUACAGGGACCAUCCUUCAAUAAUGUGCAUUUCAUGAGAUGAUUCUCUUAUAAUGCUCCACUGGAGAAGGCACUCCCACUUUGUGUAAUGCAAGUCCCAUAAUGCACUGCAAUGAUUGUUACUCUUUUUACAGCUUAAGUUUUGUGUUAAAGUUUGUAUGUCUAAUAAAACAUUGUAGGCUAGAUUUUUGCCCCUUUGUGGCUGAUGUUUUGUAUUGGAUUACAUUUGCGGUUCCGAUGCAUCAGUGACCAUGGACUGAGAUAUGUCUGGUUAGAACUGCUCAGUAUGGAUGACAGAAAUUGACAGAAUGACAUAAUAUAAUGUAAAAAAUGCAAAUUAAAAAUGGCUUUGAAUUAAAUCGAAGAUGCUGCUGAAAGAAAACCAGUGAUGAAAUGAGAUUUAUUGGGAUGAAAAAUGAUUUAUGUGACGUGAGUCUGUUGAAAAAAAUAAAUAAAGACGUGAUGA
Messenger RNA from Synchiropus splendidus (mandarinfish), 3630 nucleotides. Its product is annotated as long-chain fatty acid transport protein 2-like. Lineage: Eukaryota; Metazoa; Chordata; Actinopteri; Syngnathiformes; Callionymidae. Gene Ontology annotation, molecular function: long-chain fatty acid-CoA ligase activity; long-chain fatty acid transmembrane transporter activity. Bases 22 to 1878 code for a protein of 618 amino acids. The transcript has 10 exons. The record is from RefSeq and is a predicted model, not a curated record.